CUACCCCUCUUCCAACACACACCAAAUAAAAAUGAAAAAACAUCAGAUUUGAUUUCAAUAUGGUAUGGUAUUUCAGUAUGGUAUUCCAAUGAUGGGGUGCUAUUCCUCCCACUGACACCAAUGAUGGGGCGCACUACUCCUCCCACUGACACCAAUGAUGGGGCACUAUUUCAUCCACUGACACCAAUGAUGGGCCACUAUUCCUCCGACUGACACCAAUUGUGGGGAGAAUAGUGCCCCAUCGUUGGUAUCAGUGGGAGGAAUAGUGCCCCAUCAUUGGUGUCAGUGGGAGGAAUAGUGCCCCAUCAUUGGUAUAAGUGGGAGAAUAGUGCCCCAUCAUUGGUAUCAGUGGGGAGAAUAGUGCCCCAUCAUUGGUAUCAGUG
Messenger RNA from Staurois parvus, 383 nucleotides. Lineage: Eukaryota; Metazoa; Chordata; Amphibia; Anura; Ranidae. The record is from the annotation of a GenBank genome assembly.